AUGUUUCGUAACAGAAAAAACUCCCAGAAGCCUGACGAUGAGCUCAUUCAGAAAUUCCAAAGAACCUUCUCAGAUGUCGUUCCCCAAGCCCCCCCUCCUCACCGCAAUGCCACGCGCUUCGGUCAGAUGCCCGUUGGACCUAUCACUCCAGCUAGGUUGAGUAUGAAUCACGAUCUGAAGCUUAAUGAUCCUACCCCUCGCGCCACAGAAGACAUGCGGUUCGCACCGCCCUAUGUUGACCCGAAUGCUGUUUCAUAUGUCAACGCGUUACAGCCUCCUGGCUACUACACCCCCAACUCGGGCGGACUGGGUGCAAUGUACCACAGCCAAGCGGGUGAUUUGCACACCCCGGGAAUGGGUCUGAGCAUGAUCACUCCACUGUCCCUCCCUCAGCAAAUUUCCGCAGCUACUAUCAAUGCCGGCACUGCAGCCAUGGGCCUUGAUCACUUCGACCAGCAAUAUAUCCCGCCGCACUUUCAAAACCCGCAACCGUUCGCUCAACAACCGGCGUUUGCGCCUAGCGCUUUUGUUCAGGGUGAUACAGGUUACGAUGCCAUGGACGACUCUGUCGAUGAAUUGUCUCUAAAUGAUAUGGAUAUGCAGGGUCACCCUUCCCAAUUCGUAACAUCGACGAUGCAAGAUGAUCAGGCAAGCAUCCAGAAUCCUGGUGAAACUUUCCGCUAUCAUGUCACUUUGCGCGCACCCACAGCGAUGAUCAAUCACCAAGCCGAAAUUCCUGUCACAUAUCUCAAUAAAGGCCAGGCAUACUCGGUGUCCGUGAUCGAUUCUACGCCGCCACCCAUGACUGUUCAACCUCUCAAAUAUCGCACCUACAUCCGUGUUUCAUUCCAGGAAGAAGAACAGCGGGCCAAGCCGGCUUCUUGUUGGCAACUCUGGAAAGAAGGUCGGGGAUCUAACGAGGCGCACCAACGAGGUGGUAAGCUCCAGGCAGUGGAGUAUGUUGAUCCCAUCCAGGGAGGCAUUGAAGACACCAAGAACCGGCAGAUUCAGCUUGAGAGCUCAUCGUUCGAUGGGUUCUGCGUCACUUGGACGCUUAACCCAUCAACUGGCGCAUCUGAGUGUUCGAUCCCUGUGCGAUUUAACUUCUUAUCGACAGACUUCAGCCAUUCCAAGGGUGUCAAGGGCAUCCCGGUUCGAUUGUGCGCGAAGACCGAGAUGGUCCUACCAGAUGAUGCGAGUCCAACCUCAGGCAAAGACUCAGAAGUGUGCUAUUGCAAGGUGAAGCUCUUCCGGGACCAUGGAGCUGAGCGGAAGCUGUCCAACGAUGUUGCCCAUGUCAAGAAGACCAUCGAGAAAUUGCGACAACAAAUUGCCCAGGCUGAGAUGGGCACCGGCAACUACGGCAAGCGCAAGCGCAGCGGGGGCUCGAUUGCGCUUAAGGGCACCGACCCGCGCCCAACCAAGAUCACCAAACACAAGCGGACAUGGUCCAUGGGCUCGCAGGACGGCCCUGGCAAGCUGUCUUUGGAAGACGACCUUCAUGCGAAGCUAGCACUGAUGCAAGACAUGUUCACGUCAACACGACCAGUGAGCAUCCUUGGAUUACGGGGUGAAGAGCAAGAUGACCCGGACUUGUUUCCUGUCUCGCUGCCUGGGUCCCGUGAAUUUAUCAAACAAGAGAACAACCGUGGGUCCCGUUUCAGUAUCGACGGGACCUCCCUGCACGCUGUUUCGCCCACUAGCAGUAGCAUCUCAAUAAACUCACCCUGUCACCCCACGAACGUCCAGUCAAAUUUGUUCUAUGACUCGGCGUACCAUGGAUCAAUGUCCACUUCCCGGGAUAACUCACGGUCGUGCUCGGAAGUCCUGGGCGACAAGGGCGCACUCAAACAUCCCGUCAAAGUGCAGAAAGUUGCUUCAACUGAUGGCAAUGCGCCAAUGGGAUACAUUGAGGCGGUGGACAUUGACCCGACAUACAGACCACCGGUGGACCGACCAGUCAAGCCUAUCGCUUGUUUCUAUGUACGGUUUCCGCGGAAUGACCAGCGGUCGGAUGACUAUUACCGGGCCGUCUAUCUGACUGAACGGACAGUCCGUGAUCUGAUGGAGAAGAUCUCCGUGAAACAGCGCAUCGAUCCCCAACGCAUUGUACGGGUCCUCCACGUCAAGCAGAACGGCCUCAAGAUCAUGGUCGACGACGAUGUGGUUCGUGAGCUUCCUGACGGCCAAGACAUGGUUGUGGAGAUUUCCGAGGCAUCAUCAUUCGAAAACGCGGCCGCGACGUCAGCUGUCGAGGUCAAAUUGAGCUAUUAA
This is a messenger RNA of Aspergillus sclerotioniger CBS 115572, 2274 nucleotides long. RefSeq names its product grainyhead-like protein. Bases 1 to 2274 code for a protein of 757 amino acids. Gene Ontology annotation, biological process: regulation of transcription by RNA polymerase II. Gene Ontology annotation, cellular component: nucleus. Gene Ontology annotation, molecular function: DNA-binding transcription activator activity, RNA polymerase II-specific; RNA polymerase II cis-regulatory region sequence-specific DNA binding. The transcript is spliced from 5 exons. The record is from RefSeq and is a predicted model, not a curated record. Lineage: Eukaryota; Fungi; Ascomycota; Eurotiomycetes; Eurotiales; Aspergillaceae.